UACGGACCUACUGGUUACAUCCUCCGCGCUGUGCAAUUCAUCUUUGCCGCCAUCAUCCUCGGUCUGUUCUCCGACCUUAUCGCGAACAAGGCCGUCGGUGGUUCCAACUCCCAGGUCAACUACUCCGAGUUUUUGGCUGUUUUCUCCCUCUUCUCUCUCAUCAUCUGGGCUGCCGGUAUCUUCUCCCCAUUGGGUCACCCCUUCAUCCAGCUCGCCCUCGAUGUCCUCAACUUGCUCUUCACUCUCGCCGGUGGUAUCGCCAUGGCUGUCGUCUUGAGGGUUCACUCUUGUGGUAACCAGGAUUACAUCAACAGCAACAAGGUCAUCAACGGUUCUUCCCACAGGUGUCGCGAGGCUCAGGCCGGUACUACUUUCAUCUGGUUCUUGUUCGGUGCUUACCUCGCCUCUACCAUCACCUCCGCCAUCACCGCU
Saitoella complicata NRRL Y-17804 is the source of this 432-nucleotide messenger RNA. RefSeq lists its product as uncharacterized. The annotation marks the transcript as partial. Gene Ontology annotation, biological process: protein localization to plasma membrane; eisosome assembly. NCBI's taxonomy places the organism in Eukaryota, Fungi, Ascomycota, Saitoellomycetes, Saitoellales, Saitoellaceae. The transcript has a single exon. Gene Ontology annotation, cellular component: plasma membrane; eisosome. The record is from RefSeq and is a predicted model, not a curated record.